Phasianus colchicus (ring-necked pheasant) is the source of this 2418-nucleotide messenger RNA. The record is from RefSeq and is a predicted model, not a curated record. Lineage: Eukaryota; Metazoa; Chordata; Aves; Galliformes; Phasianidae.
AAGUCUGUUUUGAGAAGAAGUUACAGUCAAGCCUUUAGCAUCCCCCUGAAUAGCUGCAUAAUUCACAGGGAUGGCUCUAAUCGCUUUAAGCUCUUUGCAUUUGACAGAAAAUUCAGAGUAAUUCCGCAGAGAGGUGUCGCUUACAGCCACUGAGCCGAGAGAGGACAGAGCUUCAGGUGCUUAACGGCUUCUCAGGUGUGCUGGAGCCCAGUUUGGGGAAAAGCGGUCUCUUUUGUCAUUUGGUUUGGCUGACAUCCUUCACGAUGAUUUCCGACGUGCUGGCAGUCAGCGUGGAAUCCAUACCCUGUACUUUCAUAACUUCGCACACGCCGAACUCUGCACGAGCACCGCGAGAUGCCACAAAGGCACAGAAACAUUCCGGCGCCGCCAGGAAAACAAAAGCAAAAGAGGAACCGCAAUGAGCCCGGCGCUCAGCCGGUGCCCAGCUGCAGCCUCCAGCUCCCAGCCCUGCCCUCCCGGCCCGGGGCAGCGCUCAGACGGGCGGGUCUUCACCGCCGCCCGUUGCCUUUCGCUCUGGGAGGCGGUCCGGCCGCUUCCCUCCCAGCGCCCGAAAGCCGCGGGGCGCGGAGCUCCGUAAGCCGGGGCCGAACUGCGCUGCGUGCCGCCCCGCCAUGCCGCGCUGCCCCGGUCGUGCCGCCCCGCUGCCACCGCCACCACUCCUCCACUUCCUCCUCCUUCUCCUCCUCCUCCUCCCGGCCCCGAGUCCCGCCGCCGCCGGCUGUGCCGCCCUGGGGCUGUGCUGCCCGGGCCGCGCCCCGUCCUGCCGCAGCACCGGCUGGCGGCCCGACGGUUCCUACGGGCCGUGCUACUGCGACCAGGCGUGCGAGCACACCCUCGACUGCUGCCACGAUUACUCCCAGGCCUGCCCAGUUAUCCCCUGCGUUGUAUCUCAGUGGAGUGGCUGGAGUGGCUGUGCAGAGCCUUGCAAGACCACGUAUCGUGUUCGGAGGAGGCACGUCAUCCAGGAGCCCCGGAAUGGAGGAGAGCCAUGUCCUGCCCUGGAGGAGAGGGCUGGCUGUGUGGAGUACUGGACUGAGCAAGGAGCAGAGUGUAAACAGUCCCUGAUCCCUGCUUUAAUAACAACGGGAGGGUUUGGAAAAGCAAGGAAAAAAAGAGCUGCAGCUGAUGGCAGUGAAAGAGUGGGGUACUGCGUGGAGUUCCAGCUUGUGGCCAUCACGCAGGGCUGCCUGCACAGUCACCACUCGUACACUCACUGGAUGCAGUAUCUCAGGGAGGGCCACACCGUCUGCGUGGAGUGUCAGCACCCGGCUUUAGACUCUGAGAGUCUGCAUUGCUAUGGGGAUGGCAGUGGAAGCCAAAGGAAUCAGCUGUUGCACUGGCAGGCGGUGGGGAACCCUCGAUGCAGCGGAACGUGGAAGAGAAUUCGCCAACUGGACACUUGCUCCUGUCCUUCUGUUCACAGCUUCUUGUUCAUCUAACUCCUGACAGUCCCUGCAAGUGAGCACUGUGAUGGCUUGUCUGGCACAAACACGCAGUAGUAACCAUAACCAAAACAAUGACUUCUCCACAGCAGAGGCUGUGCUGCUUACUUUCAAGAGUUUGCUGUCUGCCCUGGGUCAUGCUGAAUGCUGUACUCCUCAGUUUCCAAAGAAAUGAGGCUGGCUGUGAAGUGCCAGUCUCUAUAUAUCCAUUCCUAUAGCCUCUUCUGCCUGACAGAAGCUUUCUGGCCCCAGUGACUUCUUUCAAAUCACCCCCUCCUUCACAUAAUAAAACAGAAAAAAAAAAUCCUUAUAGACCCAAGUUUAAUUAUUGUUUCCUAAAGUCCCACCAAAAAAACAAAAAAGCCCACAAAAAACCAACAACACAGAAUGAAUUAACUCAAGUGUGCCUUUUUUGUGGCAAUAGCAUUUCUUCAUGGAUCCUUGUGCUCAUACCUUUUCCUUUUUUUUUUUUUUUUCCCAUUUCCCUUCCCCAAUCUCAUCAUUUCAUAUUGAUCUUUGCUUCAUAUUGAUCCUCAGUCUUACACAAGGUUGAUCUUGCACUGCUGAGAUAAUGACAAAACUCAGAAAUGAGCCUGUUCCAAUCUGCGAGGAUUGAAGGUACCAGAGAUAAAUGGGAGUUGGACUUCACGUUUCAAGGAGCAUCUUGGAGUUGCCCCCAAAUGCAGUGCAGUCCUGGAGCUCUAAAUACCAAGUCAUUCUAGAUGUACCCGUGGAGGCUAGCUGUAGCCUUGUGGUUUUUUUUUUUUUUUUAACUGGAAAAUAUGUGAAUUGUUUUCUUUAUAUUUUGCUGAUUUAUAUUCACACUUUUCUAUAAAUGGAAAUAAAAAUGCUCUCCCAGUGUGAGGUUGCUCACCCUGUGUAGUACCAUCUCUGUAGUGGCAGAGCCCACCUCAUUUGUUCUAGGCAAUCUUGCUGUCAACUCCUGUGGUCCAGC